AUGCUCAACAAGACGAAGAGUCCAGCGCUCCAGCAGUGCCCGCAGAAGCGCGGAGUCUGCGUCCGGGUCUUCACGCAGACGCCGAAGAAGCCAAAUUCGGCCUUGCGCAAGGUGGCGCGUGUGCGUCUGACCAAUGGUAUCGAGGUUACGAGCUACAUCCCUGGGGAGGGCCACAACCUGCAGGAGCACUCGCUGGUGCUGAUUCGCGGCGGGCGUGUGAAGGAUCUCCCCGGCGUGCGCUACCACGUCAUACGGGGACGCUGGACGCCGUUGGUGUGCAGGGGCGCAAGCAGUCGCGCUCGAAGACGGACGGGAGACGAUCCGCUCAAGGUGUUCAAGAAGGCAAUCGACAACACGAAGCCGAGCCUUGAAGUGAAGUCGCGCCGCGUGGGCGGCUCGAACUACCAGGUGCCGGUGGAAGUGAAUCAGAAUCGCCGCUUGUCGCUCAGCAUCCGCUGGUUGACCUCGUCGGCGCGCAAGCGGGGCGACGGCAAGACGAUGUGCGACAAGUUGGCGAACGAGUUGAUCGACGCCUCCAAUCUGCGAGGCGGAUCGGUCAAGAAGCGCGAAGACACCCACCGCAUGGCGGAGGCCAAUAAAGCCUUCGCUCAUUACCGGUGGUAG
Geodia barretti is the source of this 624-nucleotide messenger RNA. The record is from the annotation of a GenBank genome assembly. NCBI's taxonomy places the organism in Eukaryota, Metazoa, Porifera, Demospongiae, Tetractinellida, Geodiidae.